Molecule: messenger RNA, 1735 nt
Organism: Jatropha curcas
Lineage: Eukaryota; Viridiplantae; Streptophyta; Magnoliopsida; Malpighiales; Euphorbiaceae
Product: peroxisome biogenesis protein 16
Biological process (GO): peroxisome organization
Cellular component (GO): peroxisomal membrane
Source: RefSeq, a predicted model, not a curated record
UCAUCACAAAAGAAAAAAAAAUACACAUCACCAUGACCUUCCUCCCUUAAUUUGUUACUUCCUCUCCAGCAACUCCCAUUUUCGCAAAGCAUUCAUGUUCACAUCUACACCUCUUCAUAUCGAGCUCUGUAUUCCAAUUAACAGAGACUGUAUCUUUUCCUCUGUAUUUUGUAUUCUAGGUUUGAUCCAGAAACACCAACCAAAGAGGCGUCGUCUAGUGGGCUGGGAUUUUGCAUUUGGAUUCUGGGAUUUGGAGGAGAGCUGAGUCUCUCUUACUGUUUUUCUUAUUUUCAAUAGAGAUAUUGAAACCAUGGAGGCUUAUAAAAGAUGGGUUAGAAGAAAUAAAGAAUACGUGCACUCGCUUGAAUCUCUUGCCAAUGGAUUGACAUGGCUUCUUCCUGAGAGGUUUUCUGCUUCAGAAAUAGGACCAGAAGCAGUAACUGCUAUCUUGGGCGUAGUCACUGCAAUCAAUGAGCAUAUAAUUGAUACAACUCCAACCCAGAUGCAGUCAGGCUCUGUAGAGCCUUAUUCUUUCCCUUAUUCAUUGUGCAUAUCUGCGAUAAAGGACUUAGAAACACUUGUUGAAGUUGCGGCACAACAUUAUUAUGGUGAAGAUAAGAAAUGGAAUUUCAUAGCUGUUACAGAAGCAAUAAAGGUGUUAGUUAGGUUGGCUUCAUUCCGGAACAGUGGAUAUAAAAUGCUUCUGCAUGGAGGAGAGACACCAAAUAAUGAAAAGCACUUGAACUUUUCUUCUCAGCAUGCUACUGGGGGUUUCUCAAAACCUGGAAGCCACCAUGGACCUGGUUAUUACAGAGAUGUUAAUGGACAGAAUCCAUGGAAUCUAGAAGGAAGGGCAUUGUCAGCGUUGAGCAGGUUUGGAGAAAAUGCUCGGAUGGUAUCUGACCCAGUAUGGUUAUGCAGAGUUCAACAUCAGCAGGCAAUUAUGGAGCCUCCAUCUCCAAUGGUUGAGAGGAUGACACUUUCUACAUUAUUGUCUGAGAAAGGGUUUCAUGGAGCACUAUUUGUCAUGGGAGAGGUUCUUUUUAUCACAAGACCUCUAAUUUAUGUCUUGUUUAUCAGAAAAUAUGGAAUUUGGUCAUGGACCCCAUGGUUUGUUUCUCUGGCUAUGGACUUUAUUGGAGUAGGCUUCAUAACACAAGUUACAAAAUCAAGCCACAGUGGAAAACAGCAACAAUUUGGUCUCACUGACUCCGAAAAGGAUGAGUUAAAAAGGAGAAAAUUGCUAUGGGCGCUUUAUGUAAUGAGAGAUCCAUUCUUUAGCAAGUAUACCAGACAAAAACUUGAAAGAACUGAGAAACUACUGGAACCUGUACCUCUUGUUGGCCUUCUGACCGGCAAACUUGUUGAGCUUAUUAUUGGAGCUCAGACUCGUUACACUUACAUGUCAGGAUCAUGAGACAUAUUCAAUAAGUUCUCUACAAGUUUUUAGGUGAACUAUACUGCCAAAUUGUGAACUACAUACAUAUAAUACUUUAGUAUUUUAGAUUGUCUACGGUGCAGAUGGGAAUGGCAUCAACGCAUUAGCAUGUACAUGCAAUCCACAGCAAGUUUACUUUUACCCAGCGAACUGGUUAACAUUUGAUUCUGAUUGCUGUGUUGUUAUUGCUUUUUUGAUUAUUCGGAAUUCUCUUUCUAUUGCACUUUUUUCUGAUAUUUAAGAAACUAGCUUCCCCUGCUUCUUCGUUUAAUCAAUUCUACAAAGCUUAGUUACAAA